Molecule: messenger RNA, 2146 nt
Organism: Puntigrus tetrazona (Sumatra barb)
Lineage: Eukaryota; Metazoa; Chordata; Actinopteri; Cypriniformes; Cyprinidae
Gene: ears2
Product: glutamyl-tRNA synthetase 2, mitochondrial
Exons: 8
Coding region: 497-2038 (513 amino acids)
Biological process (GO): glutamyl-tRNA aminoacylation
Molecular function (GO): zinc ion binding; tRNA binding; glutamate-tRNA ligase activity
Source: RefSeq, a predicted model, not a curated record
UUGUUACUGUCCUCACACGUACAGCAGUGGUUUUUAUGUGGUUUUAUUUUUCUAAGUAUAAGUCAAUUUCUGAGAAGUACAUCAAAAGUAGAUAAAAAGUAUACUUUCCUAUUUUCUGGUUGUCAAUGCUAUGUUUCCAUCUAAAGAGUCGAAUUAAACUUAUGCGCAAAACAAAUAUUGCAUAAAACACUUGCAAAUGAAGCACCUUUUCUAUUCAACGAGUCAAAGAGAACAAAAGAGUCUCGUCCUGAUAAACCGUGGCACUAAAUAUCAAUAAGAAUAUAGGAUCAAACUAGCCUACUUCCACCUCAGAGAGAGAGAGAGAGAGCGAGCUGAAAGUUUAUCCGACUCAUUUAUGCGUUUUUUCAGAUUUCUGACUGAGCAUGUAUUUAUGCAGCGCUGCGUGUGAAAGUAGAGACUUUUGUUUUGCUUUGUGGAGCAGGAAGUGCCGCGGAGGUUCUCCGGAAGUCUCGUGUUCAGCUAUGGGCGCGUGAAGAUGUUCUGUGUCUUGAGGAAAGUGUGCUGGAGGAGAGCCGGCGCGCGCAGAGGCGUGUGCACGAGACAGCCCGGGCCGCGCGUCCGCUUCGCGCCGAGUCCCACAGGGUUUCUGCAUCUCGGGGGCCUCCGCACAGCGCUCUAUAACUAUCUGUUUGCCAAGCAGCGAGGGGGAGCCUUCAUCCUGCGUCUGGAGGACACUGACCAGAGCCGCCUGGUACCUGGAGCCGCCGACGACAUAGAGGACAUGCUGGAGUGGGCGGGCAUCCCGCCGGAUGAGAGCUGCAAAAGAGGAGGGGAUUAUGGGCCGUAUGUUCAGUCUGAGCGACUGCAGCUUUACUCGCAGGCAGCCUCCGCUCUGCUGCAGACGGGACACGCCUACUACUGCUUCUGCUCCAAUCAGAGGCUGGAUCUGCUGAAGAGAGAGGCGCAGCGCAGCGGACAGGUGCCGCGGUAUGAUAACCGCUGUCGAGAGCUGCCGUCGGAGCAGGCGCAGCAGAAGAAGGCCCAGGGCGCUCCGUGUGCCGUCCGCUUCAAGCUGGACUCCGGAGCAGAGGUGUUCCAGGACCUGGUCUUCGGCUGGACGCGGCACGAUCCGGCAGCAGCGGAGGGAGAUCCGGUGAUCCUGAAGGCGGACGGCUUCCCCACCUAUCACCUGGCCAGCGUGGUGGACGACCACUCUAUGUGCAUCAGUCACGUGCUGCGCGGCUCCGAGUGGCUGAUCUCCACCGUCAAACACCUGCAGCUGUUCCGGGCGCUGCGCUGGACCCCACCGGCUUACGCUCACCUGCCGCUGCUGCUCAACCGUGACGGCACCAAGCUGUCCAAGAGACAGGGAGACAUCUUCGUCCGGCGCUUCCUCGAGCAGGGCGUGCUGCCCGAGACCCUGCUGGACAUAGUCACUCACGCAGGAUCCGGCUUCAGCAGUAAUCGGAUCGGCCGGACUCUGGAUGAAUUAGUUUGUGAGUUUAACAUUUCCACGAUCACGACACACUCGGCCUUACUAGACCUGGACAAACUGGAUGAGUUCAACAGGGUUCAUCUGCAGCACAGGAUCGAGGCUGAGGAGAAGUGCUCUGUGCUGCAGGAUGAGCUGCGGCGGCAGGUUCUUCACACACACGGCUCUCAGAUCAGUGACCAGACCGUCCUGGAGCCUCACUACAUUCAGAGAGUUCUGCAGCUGCGCAAGGGUCACAUCUGCUCGCUGCGGGAGCUCCUCAAUCACACACACACAUACCUGUGGAUCCGACCGAGAGUCACACGGCAGCAGCUGCAGGAAGUGAGCUCAGAGGCAGGGGACAUCGCAGCGGCGGUCAUGCAGCUGGUGGCAUUAAGUGGCUCGUUCCAGUCCACAGAGCAUCUGAACGCUGAGCUCAAACUGAUCGCCAGCAGACUGAAGCACACAAAAUACAGCGGAGCCAUGAGAGUGCUGAGACUCGCUCUGAGCGCACAACAGGUGAGACGCACACACACACACGCACACACACAGAGUCUCUGUAACACUGUGUUCUGUGUUUUUGCAGCAGGGUCCCAGCGUGGCUGAGAUGAUGCUUUCUCUGGGAGAACAGGAAGUGUGUGUUCGUCUUCAGAAAGCUCUGGAGCACUGAUGGGAAACUUGAUCUGUGUUUAUUAAAGUGGGUGUAAAUAUUGA